AUGGGGUCUAUGGGCGAGCCUGAUGCUGCAUAUUGCGAUGUGCUCCUCGUUGGGGCUGGUUUCGCAUCGUUCACUUUGUUGAACAGAUUACGCAAGCUUGGGCUAGACGUGAAGAUCCUUGAGAAGGGGUCUGCUUCGGGUGGUAUUUGGCACUGGAACUGCUAUCCCGGUGCCCGUGUCGACUCUGACACUCCCAUCUAUCAGCUCUUCGACAAGGAGCUGUGGGAGGACUUCACCUUCAAGGAGCGAUACGCAGGCUGGCCUGAGCUCCGUCGGUAUUUCAAGCACGUGGAGAAGAAGUGGAACAUUGAGGACCACACUGAGUACAACAAGCACGUCGAUGGCGCUUUCUUCGAUGAGAAGACACACCAAUGGACCGUCGAGUGUGCUGAUGGUUCAAACUACAACUGCCGCUGGUUCAUUCCAUGCAUUGGCUUUGCCGCCCGCCGGUAUCAGCCACCAAUCGCCGGACUCAGCGAGUUCAAGGGAGAUGUCUACCACACUGCCGUCUGGCCACAGCACGGCGUAAACCUCAAAGGCAAGCGGGUCGCUCAAAUCGGCACUGGUGCUUCUGGUAUUCAGGUCGCACAGGAGAUCGGUCCUAUCGUCAAGUCGUUGACACUCUACAUGCGCACACCAAACUUCUGCUUGCCAAUGAACCAGUGUCCACUCGAUCCGAAGGAGGAGGAGAAGAAGAAGGCCAACGGAGACUACGAAAAGGCCAUGGAAGAUACUCGCAAGACUUUCUCGGGAUUCACCUACGACUUCGUUGACAAGAACGUUUUUGACGAUACACCCGAAGAGCGUGAGAAGUUCUUCAACAACCUCCUAAAUGAGCAGGGUGGUUUCCGCUUCUGGCUGCAGAACUACAAGGAUUACCUUUUCGACGAUGCCGCCAACGAGGAAGUCUACAAGUUCUGGCGUAAGACUGUGCUGAAGCGUAUCAAGAACCCCGAGAAGCAGCGUCUACUCGCUCCUGAGAAGGCACCUCACCCCUGGGGCACAAAAAGGCCGUCGCUCGAACAGCGCAUCUACGAAGUCCUCGACCAGGACAACGUCGAGAUCAUCGACGUCAACGAGAACCCAAUCGAGAUUGUGGAGGGCAAUGGUCUGCGAACUAAGAAGGGUCUGGCUGAGGUCGAUGUGCUCAUCCUUGCUACUGGUUUCGACAGCGUAACUGGCUCGCUCGGCCAAUUGAACAUUCGUGGCACUGACGGUGGCACCAUUGCCGACCACUGGAAGGACAGGCUGCAAACCUCUAUGGGCAUUGCUAUCCCAGGUUACCCUAACAUGUUCUUCUUGUACGGUCCACAAGCCCCUACCGCCUUCUCCAACGGCCCAUCAUGCACACAAUUCCAAGCCGAAUUCGUUGAGGAGGUCUUCAAGCGCAUUAAGGGUGAUGGUAUCACUCGCUUCGAGGCCACCAAGGAGCAGGAGGACGAAUGGUGCAAGCGCAUGAACGAGAAGUGGGAUGCCACUCUGUUCCCUAAGGCCAAGUCAUGGUACUCGGGUGCUAACAUCCCUGGUAAGCGUGUCGAGCCAUUGAACUGGGCUGGUGGUAUGGUUGACUACGUUGCUGCGCUCCACGGCUCGCUGGACAAUGAUUACCAAGGCUGGCAUACCGAUAAGGUCAAGCAGAAGCAGGAUACUGCGAUAUGA
This is a messenger RNA of Recurvomyces mirabilis, 1659 nucleotides long. RefSeq lists its product as uncharacterized. The record is from RefSeq and is a predicted model, not a curated record. The transcript is spliced from 3 exons. NCBI's taxonomy places the organism in Eukaryota, Fungi, Ascomycota, Dothideomycetes, Mycosphaerellales, Teratosphaeriaceae. Gene Ontology annotation, molecular function: oxidoreductase activity. The coding region runs from base 1 to 1659 and encodes 552 amino acids.